ACAGUUGCAACUCAUUCUGCGUUCGUCUGUUGUUGUUUCUAUCUCUUUUGUGUGUUUAUUUGAGCUUCUGUUUUUUUUUUGUUUCGUUCACUGUAUUUGUUUUUUUUUUCUAUUGACUGAACUCCGAACCAAAGCAUCACACGAUUUGGUAACGUUUUAAGGCGGAUCACUUUUGCGUGAUAAAAUUUUUGAUUUUUUGUGUGAGAAAAAUAUAAUUUGUGUGAUGGCAUUUACAAACUAUCAAAUAUUCUUAGCAUUGUUGCAAAUAACAACAGGCAGUAUUAAUACACUCAGCACAAAAUGGGCUGAUACAUUGGAAUCAGAAGAUUCAAGUGGUGUAAAAAAAGAAUUUAAACAUCCGUUUGUUCAAGCAUGUGCCAUGUUCUUAGGUGAAUUUCUCUGUUUGCUCACAUUCAAAGCGGUCUACUAUAGUUUGCGUCGCAAUCGUAAUGGUUCAGAAGAUCAGAAUACAUUGACCAAAGGAGCAAGAGAAUUCAGUGCUUUUACCCUUUACGUUCCAGCUAUUUGUGAUAUGGUUGGUACGUCACUCAUGUAUAUUGGUUUGAAUUUAACAUUUGCGUCGAGUUUUCAAAUGUUCCGUGGUGCUGUUAUCAUUUUUGUCGCAUUGUUGAGUGUGGCAUUCUUGCAGCGUCGCCUUAUUGCACGUGAAUGGACCGGUAUCUUUAUCAUUGUCGUUGGUUUGGCAAUGGUUGGCAUGGCCGAUAUGUUGGAAUCUGGUGAUUCUGGUAAAUCACGAAAUGACAUUAUCACCGGUGAUUUGUUAAUUUUGGCUGCGCAAGUUAUAACUGCUGUUCAAAUGGUUUAUGAGGAGAAAUACGUUGCUGGUAUGGAUAUCCCGGCUUUGCAAGCUGUUGGAUACGAAGGUUUGUUUGGUUUUGCAACACUUGGCGCACUAUUGGUACCUUUCUACUAUAUCAAAGUCGGCCCACCGUUCACUAACAAUACAACCGGUUCAUUGGAAAAUGUUUUUGACGCCCUCAUUCAAAUCAGAAAUAGUUGGCAAAUUUUGGUAUCGAUUUUGGGUACAGUAGUAUCAAUUGCAUUCUUCAAUUAUGCUGGCAUCAGUGUGACAAAAGAGAUUUCGGCCACAACCCGUAUGGUUUUGGAUUCCGUUCGUACAAUGGUGAUUUGGGUAGUGUCGAUGGCCAUCGGUUGGCAGCAGUUCCAAUUUUUACAAUUGAGCGGCUUUACUUUCCUUUUGUUCGGCAUGUGUCUGUACAAUAAUGUGCUUGUGAUUCAAACAUAUCGUAAAAUUUGUGAUAUGUUCACACGUCGUGACUACGGUAACAUCGUCAAUGAAACGAAUGUAAUUGUCAACCGACCCGCCGAUGAUACUUCCGCUUAAGCUUAAGACAUGUUUUUUAUUAGAUGAAAUAUCUCGAUUUAAUUAAAAAAAAAAACAAAGUCUGAACUAUUCUGAAAAAAAAAAAACAAAGUCUUCUCAUAUUUUUGUACUUGAUUUUCAAUUGUGACAUGUCAAAUUUGUUGUUAUUUUAAACCAAUUGUGAUUUAUUUUGACAAUUUUCAAUAAAAAAAUUCAAUUCGCUUCUAAUAAA
Contarinia nasturtii (swede midge) is the source of this 1577-nucleotide messenger RNA. RefSeq names its product solute carrier family 35 member F6 (gene Tango9). The transcript has 6 exons. NCBI's taxonomy places the organism in Eukaryota, Metazoa, Arthropoda, Insecta, Diptera, Cecidomyiidae. Gene Ontology annotation, biological process: pyrimidine nucleotide-sugar transmembrane transport. Bases 224 to 1366 code for a protein of 380 amino acids. Gene Ontology annotation, molecular function: pyrimidine nucleotide-sugar transmembrane transporter activity. Gene Ontology annotation, cellular component: intracellular membrane-bounded organelle; Golgi membrane. The record is from RefSeq and is a predicted model, not a curated record.